Molecule: messenger RNA, 1896 nt
Organism: Nerophis lumbriciformis (worm pipefish)
Lineage: Eukaryota; Metazoa; Chordata; Actinopteri; Syngnathiformes; Syngnathidae
Product: voltage-gated purine nucleotide uniporter SLC17A9-like
Biological process (GO): transmembrane transport; ATP transport
Molecular function (GO): transmembrane transporter activity
Source: RefSeq, a predicted model, not a curated record
CAGCAGCUCAGUUCUCUGGGUGGGAAUGCUGCACAGCUAAACCCUGAAGACGCCAGUAUAUGCUCUGAAUGGCAGACAAACACACAUUGGGAGAAGAUUGGAUUAACUUGGCUGCUCCCCUCUUGGUUCGUAAUGUUUAUACAGCCAAUAUCGCCAGGGAUGAAGCGGGAGGCAAAGAACAGUGGCCCAGAGCUGUAGCUCGCAAAUGGAUGCUAGUGUUAUUUGUUGGUACAUGCCUGCUCUACUGCGCCAGGAUGACCAUGCCUGUCUGUGCAGUCUCAAUGGCAGCCACGUUCCACUGGAGCAAGAUCGAUACUGGUCUUGCUCUGGGUGGAUUCUUCUGGGGCUACUCUUGCACACAGAUUUUAGGAGGACAUGCAAGUGACAAAAUUGGAGGGGAGCGAGUUCUUAUCUUCUCAGCAGCAUCAUGGGCCGUGAUCACAGCCGCUACGCCCCUUCUGGCCCACCUAGGCUCUCACACCUUGGCUCUAAUGACCAUGGCCAGAGCCCUCAUGGGACUAGUGCAAGGUGUCUUUGUCCCAUCUUUGGCCAGUCUGAUUGCACAGCGUGCAGCAGAAGGAGAAAAUGGCUUUUUAAUGAGCAUCAUUCAAAGUGGGAGCUCUCUUGGAAUAUUGAUGGCAGGUGGGCUGGGAUCGCUAAUGUUGGACUUGUACAGCUGGGAAAGUGCAUUCUAUGCUGUUGGUUUUCUGUCUGGACUCUGGGCACUCGUUGUUUGGCAGUUCUUAUUAAAAGGUAAAUCUUAUCCAAAACAGAAGCAAAGAAACAACGGCUCACACUCAAAGAGUUUUUCAAUGUCCUAUUUGCUGAGUCUCCUGAAGAAGCCAUGUGUCUGGGCUAUGGUUUUUGCUCACCUGUGCACAUGUGGCACUUCCUACAUUUUACUGUCGUGGAUGCCAACAUACUUCAGUGAAGAAUAUCCUCAAGCUGAGGUGUGGGUGUACAAUGUGUUUCCUUGGCUAGCAGCAAUUCCAGCUGCUCUUUGGGGUGGAUAUGUUUCAGAUUCACUCAUCAGCCGAGGUUACAGUGUUGUGUUUGUGAGAAAGAUGAUGCAAUUCAUUGCCAUGGGCGCCUCUGGUGUUUGUGUCAUGCCACUGGCUGGGAAGGUCUCGUUUCACAUGGCGGUGAUCUUAAUUUCUGCAGCUAUGGUUUCACUUUCCUUAACCAGCAGUGGUGCGUCUGUCAACGUCCAGGAUCUCACACCAUCGUGCGCUGGUGCCCUCUUUGGUUUUAUGAAUAUGUUGGGGGCUUUCAUGGGGGUGGUGAUGGUCUCAGUAACUGGUUACUUGAUUGAGGUCACCCAUUCAUGGGCCGCAGUUUUCUUCCUCAUCACCGGCGUCCACGUUGUAGGUCUUGUAGUCUUCCUUUGGUUUGGAGACGCACAACGUGUGGACCUAGAAAAUCCCAAGUCGUUCACCAGAGGACCUAGUUCAGUAUAAUACAAGUAUGUCUCACGUCGAUUUAUGAACCAACACAUCUCCACACUAGUGUUUACUGUUGCCUAAUGGGAACAAUAGCUUUGCAAAUUAAAAGUGCACAUAAUAAUUGUAAGGAUGUUUAUGUUAGAAAUCAUAUUUGUUAUGUGCAAUCCAAAUGCACAUUGUGUUGCAUUUUUUUUAUGUGUGAAAAGCGCUUAAUAAAGUUUGAUUUGAUUUGAGUUUGGAAAAUAUCAUCUGCUUAAUGAGUGGUGUAUAAACAAAGACCUGAGAGCAAUUUUCCCUUAUCUGUCCUAAGAUAUACAACUUUCCUAUGUGUCUUUCUCUACAGAUAUCAUUUUAGUUUGUUUGUAUGGUUUUGUUGUGAAACUAUCAUACUUUGCACUUUUGAGUCAUUGUAAUGACUCUAUGUACGGUUGGCGAAUAUGAACUUGAUCAAUAA